AAUUUGAUAGAAGUUUCUGGUUCAUUGCUCUCGACCUAUAUAUGACUGCGGGCGAUCUCCGAUUGCUUCAGUUGAUCUGAAUUUGCAGCUUUUGUUGCGGUUCGAGGUUUUGCUGGUAUUUUUGCAAGAGGUUGAUACAGUUGGGAAGUUUGUAGAGAUGGUGAAGAAAUAUCCGGUGGUGAGUGAAGAGUAUCAGGCGGCUGUGGAGAAAUGCAAGAGGAAACUGAGAGGUUUCAUUGCUGAGAAACAAUGCGCUCCUAUCGUGCUGCGUUUGGCAUGGCACUCUGCUGGAACUUAUGAUUGGAAAACAAAAACUGGAGGACCAUUUGGGACAAUUAGGCACCCUGCAGAACUUUCUCAUGAAGCUAACAAUGGCCUUGAUAUAGCCGUUAGGCUAUUGGAGCCGAUAAAGCAGCAAUUCCCUAUACUUAGCUAUGCAGAUUUCUACCAGCUGGCUGGGGUUGUUGCUGUUGAAGUGACUGGAGGGCCUGAGAUUCCUUUUCAUGCUGGAAGACAGGACAAAACAGAUCCCCCUCCAGAAGGCCGCUUACCUGAUGCCAAGAAAGGCUCAGAACACUUGAGGGAAGUUUUUGGGCACAUGGGCUUGAGUGAUAAAGACAUUGUUGCUCUGUCUGGUGGUCAUACCCUGGGUAGGUGCCAUAAGGAAAGAUCUGGAUUUGAGGGACCAUGGACCCGUAAUCCUCUUAUAUUUGAUAAUUCCUAUUUCAAGGAACUUCUUAGUGGGGAAAAAGAAGGUCUCAUCCAGCUGCCAACAGAUAAAGCUCUUCUGGAGGAUCGCAGCUUCCGCCCUCUUGUUGAAAAAUAUGCAGCAGAUGAGGACGCCUUCUUUCAUGACUACGCUGAAGCGCACUUAAAGCUGUCAGAGCUCGGAUUUGCGGAAGAAGAGUAGAUUGCAGCGCAGAGUUGGCAGGGUCUUCUAUUUGGUAUAUGGAACCGUUAUCUAUAUUUCUUUCUCCACAUCCACCCUUUACAGAAGUCUGUGUGAUCGUCUCCAUGUUCUGCCCUUGUGUUGCAUGAGUUCUAUGAUUGUGAUUUCGCCUCUUGCGUAUGUGAAUUUCCUUAGUGGCUGUCCACUUCCAGCCUUGCUUCUGUUGUAUGUAUAAAGUGUAUUACAUGAAUAAAUGACUUGUAUUUUUAUAUAACAUUUCUUAAUAAUUUGAUCAGAAAGAAUCGAGUGAAAAGCAGUUACAAGUA
This is a messenger RNA of Sesamum indicum (sesame), 1215 nucleotides long. RefSeq names its product ascorbate peroxidase 2 (gene APX2). Gene Ontology annotation, molecular function: heme binding; peroxidase activity. Gene Ontology annotation, biological process: cellular response to oxidative stress; response to reactive oxygen species; hydrogen peroxide catabolic process. Lineage: Eukaryota; Viridiplantae; Streptophyta; Magnoliopsida; Lamiales; Pedaliaceae. The record is from RefSeq and is a predicted model, not a curated record. Gene Ontology annotation, cellular component: chloroplast.